CUCAGAAGUAGUUAGUAAAUCCCCGAUCCAGUAUUUCACCAAGUAAAUUUUUAAAUAAAAGCAUUAGCGAGUACCAAAGAAAUCACAUUCAAGUAAAACAGUGAUUGUGAGUAUACAUAGAGAUGUUAAAAGAAUUCAUUUUCUUCGCUGCUCUCGCAGUAAUUACCGUAAAUGCUAUUUAUGAAGAAAGCUUGAUUGAUGAAAAUGAGUACGAUGAAAUUAAUCGUUUAAAACGAUCUCCCGAAACUGAAGAAGAAAAGAGGAAGAGAGAAAGGGGAUGGCACGUUUCACCCGACGUUGGAGGAGAUGGAAAAAACGUACAAGGUGUAAUUGAAACUAAAUACGUAGGAGAGAAACAUGAUUUCAACGCUGGUUGGGGAAAAGUAUUUCAUGGACCAGGAAGGGCGAAGCCUGCGUGGCAUGUAGGAGGAACAUUUCGUUUUAAAAGGGAAACCGAAGAGGAGAAGAGGAAACGAGAACAAGGUUGGCAAGUUAAACCUGAUUUAAGCGGCGAUGGAAGAAAUACUCAAGCCGCUGUGGAUACUGUAUAUAAAGGUGAAAAGCAUGAUUUUAAUGCAGGAGUUAGUCAAAUAGUUCACGGCCCUAAUAGAGCAAGACCCACUUGGCACGUAGGUGGAACAUUUCGUUUCAAAAGAGAAACCGAAGAGGAGAAAAGGAAACGUGAACAAGGUUGGCAAGUUAAACCUGAUUUAAGCGGCGAUGGAAGGAAUACUCAAGCUGCUGUAGAUACUGUAUAUAAAGGUGAAAGACAUGAUUUUAAUGCUGGAGUUAGUCAAAUAGUUCACGGCCCUAAUAGAGCAAGACCUACGUGGCACGUAGGGGGAACCUUCAGGUGGUAAAUAUUAAUACGGUUCAUAUGAGUUAUUUAUAUAUUUAUUUAUUUACAUAUGUAUUUAUAUUUUUUAAUAAAAUAUUUUAAUUUCA
This is a messenger RNA of Aethina tumida (small hive beetle), 945 nucleotides long. RefSeq names its product acaloleptin A-like. Bases 123 to 860 code for a protein of 245 amino acids. Gene Ontology annotation, cellular component: extracellular region. Gene Ontology annotation, biological process: defense response to bacterium. Lineage: Eukaryota; Metazoa; Arthropoda; Insecta; Coleoptera; Nitidulidae. The transcript has 2 exons. The record is from RefSeq and is a predicted model, not a curated record.